This is a messenger RNA of Patella vulgata (common limpet), 1297 nucleotides long. RefSeq names its product glucosamine-6-phosphate isomerase 1. Gene Ontology annotation, molecular function: glucosamine-6-phosphate deaminase activity; identical protein binding. The record is from RefSeq and is a predicted model, not a curated record. Gene Ontology annotation, biological process: D-glucosamine catabolic process; N-acetylglucosamine catabolic process; carbohydrate metabolic process. Bases 103 to 915 code for a protein of 270 amino acids. The transcript has 2 exons. NCBI's taxonomy places the organism in Eukaryota, Metazoa, Mollusca, Gastropoda, Patellidae. Gene Ontology annotation, cellular component: cytoplasm.
AUAGUCUCGUUAAACCAGACCGCUCGGUUUACGUUUACCGGAUUACGCCUGGUUAGACGAGACUUAUCAGCUGAUGGUCAUAGCGCCUUUCUUGUCGAAAAGAUGAAGCUUGUUAUCUUAGACGACUACUCACAAGUUUCAGAAUGGGCAGCAAAGUAUGUCCGCAGAAGGAUCAUAGAUUUUAAUCCAGGACCAAACCGAUAUUUUACCUUAGGCUUGCCAACUGGAAGCACACCUUUAGGAAUGUACAAAAAGUUAAUAGAAUUUCACAAACAAAAUCUGAUUUCUUUUCGAUAUGUGAAAACAUUUAAUAUGGAUGAAUAUGUUGGUCUUGCACAGGAUCACCUCGAGAGUUACCAUUCUUUUAUGUGGAAUAAUUUCUUUAAGCAUAUCGAUAUAAAUCCAGAAAAUGCUCAUAUCUUAGAUGGUAAUGCUCCCAAUCUUGAAGCGGAAUGUGCGAGUUUUGAAAAGAAAAUUAAGGAAGCUGGUGGCAUUGAACUGUUUAUUGGCGGUAUAGGACCAGACGGACACAUUGCCUUUAACGAACCUGGCUCAAGUUUGGUGUCCAGAACUAGAGUGAAAACUUUAGCUCAAGAUACUAUUAUAGCCAAUGCUCGUUUUUUCGGUGGUGACGUGUCAAAGGUUCCAACUGAAGCUUUAACUGUUGGUGUUGGAACUGUAAUGGAUGCCAAUGAAGUAAUGAUUCUAAUAACAGGAGCUCACAAAGCAUUUGCCCUGCAUAAGGCCAUAGAGGAUGGCAUCAACCACAUGUGGACAGUCUCAGCAUUCCAGCAACAUCCUAGAACUAUCUUCAUUUGCGAUGAAGAUGCUACACUGGAGUUGAAAGUGAAAACUGUCAAAUAUUUCAAGAGUUUGAUGCAUGUCCAUAAUAAACUUAAAGAUGAUCCACAAUAAAUUUGGAUAUUCUUCAGACAAUUCAUGUAAAACUCCACUUUAAUAUACACCUAUUCCUUAGUUUAGCAUUUAGAACUAUAAAUAGUUUAUAACCCAAGAAUUUGUUUGCCUCGAGCAAUAAUCUUAUAUAAUAUUUUAAUACCAACCAUUUACUACUUGUUUUAUGAUACCAGUUGUAUUUAUUUUGAGGUAGGGUACUUUGCAUAGAAUGUGUUUUUGUAUGUUUUGAUUGUAACAUAAAAUGUUAUUGAUUGUAACAUAUAAUGUUAUUGCUCAACAGAGCAACUAUUCUGAUGGUUUAUAGGUGCUCUAUAAUAUUUUAUAUCACAUUAUUAUACUGUAUAAUUUGACUUUACAUAAUAUAAGUAUUUACAAUACUGUA